Messenger RNA from Rhinocladiella mackenziei CBS 650.93, 267 nucleotides. RefSeq lists its product as uncharacterized. The record is from RefSeq and is a predicted model, not a curated record. NCBI's taxonomy places the organism in Eukaryota, Fungi, Ascomycota, Eurotiomycetes, Chaetothyriales, Herpotrichiellaceae. The transcript has 2 exons. The coding region runs from base 1 to 267 and encodes 88 amino acids.
AUGAGUCCCGGCGCCCCAAGUCCUUUAGAGGCGCAGGCCGCCAAUGCUGAGCAGGCGCUCGAUCCCAUUUCACGACAAAUAUUAGAGCGCACUCAGUCGCAGAACAGGCUGCCGCAAAGCACUCAGAGCGGUGUGUCUUCCAAGUCCAAUUACGCGGAAUCCGGACCAUCCGAAGACCAGUACUCGGGCAGACUGAGUUCCGACCCGGUACCUUUACGCAGAGUCAACAGCACCGCCAGUAACAAGCUGGGCAAGGACAAAAAGUGA